Chaetomium globosum CBS 148.51 is the source of this 2085-nucleotide messenger RNA. RefSeq lists its product as uncharacterized. Gene Ontology annotation, biological process: glutathione biosynthetic process. Gene Ontology annotation, cellular component: glutamate-cysteine ligase complex. The transcript is spliced from 6 exons. The record is from RefSeq and is a predicted model, not a curated record. Gene Ontology annotation, molecular function: glutamate-cysteine ligase activity. Lineage: Eukaryota; Fungi; Ascomycota; Sordariomycetes; Sordariales; Chaetomiaceae. The coding region runs from base 1 to 2085 and encodes 694 amino acids.
AUGGGUCUCUUGUACGUAUUCUUCCUCCUCCUCCGUCUUCGCGGGCGCGGACAACCCGUCUCCGCAAGAUGGCACCAUCUCUUGGGCAAUCACGCCAUACUGAUACCUGGCGUGAAGGGCUCUGGGAACGGCUCUGGAUUGGCCAGCUGCCAAAAAGGAGGCCGAUUUGGUCAGAUCCUGGGGAAUCAAGAAAUAUGGAACAAAGCCAAGGGCAAGGAGCGGGAUGCUAUGCUCUGGGGUGAUGAGGCCUUGGCCAGCGACAAGGGACUCUCUCAGGAGGGCAAUGCUCCCAAUGGCUCCGGUCCACAGGCCAACCAGCCACUUCCGGUGUUCCACCCCGAGUUUGGGAGGUUCAUGCUCGAGGCCACUCCCGGGAAACCCUGGGGAAUAGAAUUCAAGGAGCUCUUGGAGGUCGAGCCGGACAUGAAGCUGAGGAGGCGUAUCGCCAAAGACCACAUGCUCCCGGACGAAUACCCCAUCACAUUGACGACCUUCCCAAGGCUAGGCAGCCCAGGGGUCUUCACUAACCCCUUCUACCCGGUCUCAGGGUCUAAACUGAGGUCUCAGUUUGUCCCGGACGAGAUCGCAAACCCUCAUAUUCGGUUCCCCACGCUCGCAGCCAACAUCCGCUCUCGUCGUGGGCGGAAGGUGCAGGUGAAUGUGCCGGUUUUCAGAGACGAGCAGACCCCCUGGCCGUGGCGCGACCCAACCGUCAACUUCGACCUUCAUCAGUGGCCCGAGGACGACGAUGUCCGCAACGGCGCUGCGCCCGACAACUUCAUUCACAUGGAUGCCAUGGCAUUUGGCAUGGGAAGCUGCUGCUUGCAGAUUACGUUCCAGGCGAAGAACCUGACCGAGGGAAGGCAGAUGUACGACCAACUCAGCCCGCUCGGGCCCAUCAUGCUUGCCCUGACGGCCGCAACGCCCAUCUAUAAGGGUUUCCUCGCCGACACGGAUGUCAGGUGGAACCAGAUUGGCAACGCCGUCGAUGACCGGACUCCCGGAGAGAUGGGAGAGGCGCCCCUCGCGAACGACCGCUGGCGGAUACCCAAGUCGCGAUACGCCUCCAACUCGACGUACAUCUCCGAGGACUCGCGGCUGCGGCCCGAGUAUUUUGACCCAGACCUCGUCAUUGACGAGAACAUCAAGCAGCAGCUCCUCGACGGUGGCAUGGAUGACCGGCUCGCCACGCACUUUGCCCACCUCUUCAUCCGCGAUCCCAUUGUCAUCUUUUCGGAAGACUUGAAGGAGCUCGACAUGAACAAGACGGACCACUUCGAGAACAUCCAGAGCACCAACUGGCAGCACAUGCGCUUCAAGCCGCCACCGGCCGAUAACAGCAUCGGGUGGCGCGUCGAGUUCCGGCCCAUGGAGAUCCAGAUCACCGACUUCGAGAACGCCGCCUUCUCCGUCUUCAUGGUGCUCGUCACGCGCGUCAUCCUCAGCUACAACCUCAACUUCUACAUCCCCAUCAAGAAGGUCGACGAGAACAUGGAGACGGCCCACGCCCGCGACGCCGUGCUCUCGCGCAAGUUCUACUUCCGCCGCAACCUGUUCCCGCCCGCCCGCACCGCCCGCAGCUCCGGCUCCGGCGCCUCCACCCCGAGCACCAUCAGCCGCCCGCCCACCCCCACGGGGCCCGUCGAGGACGAGUACCGCCUCAUGAGCAUCAAUGAAAUCAUCAACGGCACCGCCUACGCCGCCGCCAACCCAGCCAGACCGGCCGACGACGGCCAUGCCAGUGACGACGACGAGGAGGACGACUUCCCCGGCCUGAUCCCCCUCGUCGAGAGCUACCUCGACUCGGUCAACGUCGAUGUCGCCACCCGCUGCCACCUGGCUACGUACCUGAGCCUGAUCCGGAAGCGUGCCAGCGGCGAGCUGAUCACUGCCGCCACCUGGAUCAGGGAGUUUGUGGCGAAGCACCCCGAGUAUAAGCAGGAUAGUGUGGUGGGGGAUCAGAUUACCAAGGAUCUGAUUGCUGCGGUUAUUGAGGUCGGGCGGUGCGAGGCGGAGGAGGGGAAGGGGUUGGCCGCGGUGGUGGGCGUGCCGGGGCUGGAGGGGCUUUUGGGGGGGUUGAGGUGA